UACGAUUCUGUUACAAGUUCAUUGAUGGAAAAGUUGUCAGUCAGGAACAUCUGGAUCAGGGUCCAAAACCAAAAGCACCCGUUGAGUCCUCCGAAUCACUAUUGGGAGGCGAGUUUGUCCUACCUGCAACGCAGAAAAUGGCAUCAAAGAAACGUUCGAAGAACAAAAAACCAAUGCAGAAAAUAAAACGGAAGGUUCUACGAGUUGUAUCACCUGAAAGCGGUAGUCGCAUGACACUUGAAGAAGCCUUAAAAACAAAUGUAAUCGACUCGGAAAUGUACCAGAGCCUGAAAGACCGAAGCACGAGUAACAUUCCGCAAACAUCUAAACCAUCAAGUGUCAUAUUUGACCCUGCGACUCAAGGUCACAUGACCAUUGAAGAUGCACAAACAGCUGGAAUCCAAAUUCCGGAAGCAUUUUUGCAUGUUCAACCGCAAGUACUUGAAGCGACAUCAUUAAUGGAACGAACAGCUAGCAUGAAGAGUCUGAAUAAUUCAAGAACGGCCUUGAUCGAAGAGGUUCAGACUCAGUCCCAGGAGAGUGUGAAACAGUCGAUGCCAAUAGUGUUUGCUCAUCCCAGAAAGAGUUUGCUGGCAAAUCUGGUCAAGAAAGUGACCUUGAUUGACCCGAUUACUGGCGAAAAGAUCUCGCUUGAUGAAGGGAGAAGACGAGGUCUCCUGGAUGAAGAGAUCUUCAGUGAAAUGAAACAACGUGAACGAAUCGAUACAGGUGUCCCGAUCACCCAAGAAGAAUAUAAUCAGAUGAAAGAAAACGACGGAAAACUGACCAUUUCAAGAUCUUCUGAAACUCUAUAUUUUCCGGAAACAUCCCAAAUAAUGGAAAAAUCACAGUUCAUUCUGGAUUUGAACCCACAAGUUGAAAUUUCAAGAGCAAUUUUCAUCGAAGGUUCACCCGAGAAUCAAGUCGCUCUUGGAGACGGAAAAGUUUCCGCUGAAGAGGCUUACAGACGUGGACUUAUUGAUCAUUCAGCUUACUGUGAUUUGAAAGAGAUUGAUGAUUCCGUUGAAUUAGUUACUAUCCAAACCACGCAAACUGUUCCUGUAAGGACACCAAUGGAAGAAACUAAUUUGACACCUGAUCGCGAAAGGUUCAAAUUCCCAUCUGCACCAAUCAUCAAUAUUGAAGACUCAGAAGCGCCGCUCGUGUACAACUCGGCAAAUAAUUCAGUUGUGAGUCCAGGUGAAGCUUUGAAGAUAGGAUUGAUUGAUACACCGACCUACAACAAAUUGAUGUUCGAAGUUACAACACUUUUGGAACCAGAGCCAAUUGAUUCAGAUUCGAUCGUUGCCAGGGAGCAGUUCAAACUCCUGGUCAAAGUUGUGUUACCGGGAUCCAAGGAUCUUCUAAGUCCAGACGACGCAUUUGAACGGGGUUUGAUAAACUCAGAGGUGCUGCAAAUCAUCCAAAAUACUCCAGAUAAACUCCUGGACGAGCUGGCCGAGGAUUCUCGAUUGUGGAGUUUGCUUCACUUUUCAGUUGUUGACAAAGACAACUCAAUGCAGAUAGCAAUGGAUGAUGCUUUGGCACUGAACAUGAUAAACCCAGAAUUAUACCAAGUGAUUCACGAACGGGCCAAUAUCGCCGAGAACUGGGAAGACGAUGACUUGGACGAAGAAGAAGAGGACCAGGAAUCUGAAACCCGAAUGGUUCCAAAAGGUAUAAUAUUGAUCACGGAUCCCGAAACUGGAGAGCAAAGGGGUCUAGACGAAGCAUUUGACAGUGGACUGAUUGAUGAAACCAGGUACCUAGAGUUGAAAACGGAAGAAACAAUGGGAAUAGACGAAUUGAAGGUAUCUCAAAUACAGGGUGACAUCUACAUCAGUCAUUCGGAGACAAGUGAAACAUUUUCGCCUGAGGAAGCAUUUUCGCGAGGACUGAUUUCUCUCGAGGUCUUCCAGCGAUUAAGAUCCGAUGUUACGAAAAAUGAAGGUAUCCCAGUCGUUCAAAGACGACCGUUGCCGACUAAGAUAGUGAUCACCGCCAAAUCAACAGGCAAAAGUUACACUUUAGACGAAGCUCUUGAAAAUAAACUGAUCGACAAGGAGACAUAUGAUAGAGUAAUUAACAAAGCAUUCAGUCAAAAUACUACAGUUGGAGCAGAUUUGCCUUCAGUUACAAUUCAAGAUCCAGUUAGUAGUCAGCUGUGCACUUUAGCCGAAGCUUACCGAAAGCGAAUUAUUUCACACUCACAGUAUAAGGUACUCAAGAACAAAGAAGCCCAUCCAGUAGAUUUUGGACCCGAGAAAGUUGUUUUUAUCCCUGGGCGAGUUUCAGUUGUCGACCCAACUACCAACGAUGAGUAUUCGCUUGAGGAAGCGUUAGGCUUGGGAUACUUUGACAUGGAGAGUUAUAUUGAGCUGCGCAACGCUUCGACCGGUAAAAGUGACCUUAUGACGCUAGCAACAACUGGAGGUCUAAAUAUAUCACAGGACCUAUUAGCCGAAAUUGAUACAAAACGACUAUCUAGACAGUUUUCAGCAAUUUCCUUAACUCAAAUUUUGCAACCAAAGUUGGUACAUGCGCAAAUAGAAAAUUUUGAGCUUCCAAUGAUUUACAACGUGGAGUCGAAAACUUUCUAUGCAAAAAACGAAAUUUCGAAACUGGCAGACGUAAAGCAACUUCCUGAAAUUUAUGUGUACCCUGUGAACGAUUCAGAUAUCGAGAUUUCAGUCGAAGAUGCGAAAAAUAGAAAGUUGAUCACAAAAGAAGAGUUCUCACAAAUUGAGCUUCUUCAGAUUUCCGAAGUGAACAAAUUCGGCUCCAUGUUAUUCGCCAACCUGAAAAUUGAAAAGAGUGCAACUGAGUUCAUUUCAAUUGACGAAGCGGUUGAGUCGAAGUUUAUAACCGACCAGCAGAAACUCGAAAUUAAGUCCAAGUUCAAUUCUUGUAUCUGUGCUUAUCGAGUGUUCGCCUUGUUCCAGCAGUCAGCCAAAAUGAGCGUCUUUAAUCCAAAAUCAGAGGUAAUUUCAGAAGCUAAAGUAAAUCCGAGCAACUUUGGACAAUUUCCGCCAAUUUCAGUCGUGACCAAAGGAUCGGCAGACGUGAUUAGCCUCGGAAAUGCGAUUUCUGAAAAUAUAAUUGACAGAGAAGCUAUUGAAAAGUAUCUAAGUACUCUCUAUUUUGACAGCGACUAUGCAUCAUUUUUGCUUAUUUACGUACCAGAUGAAAAAAUGUUGUUCCCUGCUCACCAAGCCGCGUUGCGCGAGCAUUUGACCGUGAAAGGAUUCUAUGAAAUUGCCCAAACUGAAAACAGAAUCAAGACAUUCAUCAAGAAAAAGGAAAGAAACUCAGAAACUAUGGUUUCAGCGCCAGAAGCGCUUGUCAACGGACUAGUAACGGAAGAAACGUAUGACCGAUUAGUGCAAAAAUUACCCGAUGAAACGAGUCUGGGAUCACUGCUAGUUUAUGAUCCCUAUACCAAGAACGUACACUCACUCGAAGAAGCUUAUACACUCGGGACAAUAACAUUUGACCACGUCAAGUCAGUGUUGCUAAACAGCACUACACAUCCCAGAUAUGUUUCGAAAUUGUCAAUAGUAGAUCGCAACCAAAACGCAAUGAUAUCGCCUGAGUUGGCGUUAGAAUCGAAAAUAAUCACAAGUGAGGAGUUCGAAUCAAUGUUCCUGAACUUCACUCGAGGAUUUGAAAAAGUCUUGUCCUCCAAGAUCAAAAUUUUGAAUCCCAAAACUGCUGAAAUUUUCACCAUAGAAGACGCAAUGAACCUGGGCUAUACGACUUACGAGAAGUAUUGCGACCUGUCGCAGAUUGCAGUCGAGGUACCGCAAGGUGUCCCGUCUCUCCUGGUUGUUACUGAUAAAUCCGAACUCUUGUCACCAGUCGUCGGAUUUCUUGAGGGUUCCAUAACUAAAGACAUCUACAAGAAUCUCUACCAUGAGCAUGUUGACUUCUUGCAUCCUUUGAAGCCUAGUAGAAUCUCGGUAUUGGAUCCCGAAGAUGGAGUCGUGAGAACUCUGGAAGAAACUUUCUCAAUGGGUCUCGUGGAACCGGAGUCCUACUCGGAUAUGCUGGCGAAGCUAGUCGAGAACUCAUCGGGAUGUCCAUCAUUAAUGGUCAGGAACCCAGAAGAUAGCCAGUUGAUGACAUUGCAAGAAGCGGUCGAGGAAGAAGUGAUCGAUCCUACUGUCAUUGACCAGAUUAAAACCGAAGACGUCUUCAAAUACAAAGACGCAAAUACAUAUGUAAUAGUUCAGAACACUGGUGAGGCUAAACUAUUGAAAGACGCUAUUGCAGAAAACAUCCUUUCACUUUCCGAGGCUUUGCCAAUGCUUGACGCUGAAACGUCAGCUGACGAACCAUUAGUGUGGGAAAGCAAGAAAAGAAACCUACUGAGCUUCGACGAAGCGGUGCAGAAGGGUUUGGUUCCUGAAUCUGGAUUCACGCAUCCAAGUAGCCGAAGUCUGCUAACGGCUUCUCAAGCCGAAGCAAAAAUUUUGGUCUACUCUAAAGACACUGAUUCAGUUGUCCCACUGAAAACUGCAAAAGAGCAAAACAUAAUUAGCGCAAACGUAUAUGAACAGAUAACUAAAGACGUUCAAUCGAACCCUCAAAGACUGACCACUGUGAUGAUUCUGGAUAAUAAAGGAAAGGACUGUUUCAACAUUUUUGAAGCCGUCAGAAGGCAUCUUUUGCAUCCCGAGAAGGCAAAAGAAUUGGCAUCGAAACAUAAAAAUGCAAUGCAAUUGAUGAAAGCUCCCGAGUUAACAGUUUACUCGAACGAAUUCAACCGUGAAAUGACACUGGAAGAAGCGAUUGAUCAGAGCUGCAUCAAAAUUGAAAAUGCCGCGGUGACCUUGGAAAAAAUUGAAACUGAACCUGAAUCCUUGACUAAAUGUUUGAUCGUUGACGAAAAGUUAGGGUGUUUGACGACGCCCCAGGAAGCACUGGCUGCUGGAACCAUUGACAUUGCACAACUUAAAGAGAUCCAGGAAGCAGUUCCUUCUACUAAGGCGCCCCUGAAAGAAACAGGAAUUUUAAUUUACGUCUCCGAGACGCAACAAAUAAUGUCUCUCUUUGAAGCUUUAACAUCAGGAGCUGUGACUAAUGAGACUUACGAAGAGCUGGUUGCCAAAAUGAAAACUGAACCUGAAUUGAUAACCAAGUUGAUGAUUCUCGAUAGCCACAGUGGAUAUGUAAUGACGCCUAUAGCAGCUGUGGAUUCAGAGAUUUUGGACGUCGAACUUUUUGACGAGUUUGUUGAACUGCAAACCGAACUCCUGAUGCCAAUGAAGUCCACCGGAAUUUCCGUAUUGCACAUUGGAACCGAAAUAGUUGUUCCGAUUGAAAAGUCAAUUCUAAACGGAAUGUUAUCACCUGAAACCUACAAUGAAACACUGAACAAAUUCAAAGCCGGCAAUGAAUUCAUGUGUAAACUUAUGAUGUUCAACCCGCUGGCAGAUCAAGUUUUGACUUUGGACGAUGCUUACAAGAAACAGAUCGUGGAUGCAGAAAGGUACAAUACCAUUGCCUCUUUGUUCCCAGAAGCGUUCGAGUCGGUUAGAGCGACCGGACUGAAUGUUUUCAUUGUUCCUUCGAAGAGAUUUUCGACGGUCGAAGAAGCUUUGCGUCACAGAAUAAUUCCACACACUGUGUACCAGCAACUGCUGAACAAGUUAGCUGAAGAACCACAUAGAUUGAGCAAAACGAUGCUUUACUCAACUCUGACUGAACAGAUUACAUCAUUUGACGAAGCAUUACGUAACGGAGUUUUGACAGCGGAAGAUUACAAACAGUUUUACGACAUGCAUCCAAAAGAAACAGAUCAUCUUUCAUUUUCUUUCCUUAUUCUGGACUCGGAUAGUGGAAAGAUUAUGUCUUGCGAUGACGCAAUCCGAGAUAAUUUUACAAAUGACGAUAAAUUGAACAUGGUUACAGCACAAGCAAACGAGAACCCUUAUUCAGUGACUAAAGUCAUGGUGGUAGAUCCGAAAUCGGGAGAUCUUUACACACCGUCUGAAGCCGUGAGCAACCGAUGUUUGAGUCCGACGCUCUUCCAAGAACUGCGCGACUUGCAUCCUAACGCAUUCGAGGGAACCAUCCCAACAGGAAUAACGGUGCUCUUAGACUCCGAGGGAUCCGAAGUGAUGAUGUUGGAAAACGCAGUAAUGGCGGGAAGACUAAGCACCGGAGUUUACGAGACCAUUACUCAGUCUUUAAAUGAAGAUCCAAGUCAAAUUACAAAAGUUAUGGUUCUGAACCCAACCACCGGAUGUCUGAUGUCCCUUAGAGCAGCUUUUGACGAAGAUGUGAUUUCGAAUGAUGUUUACAAUAACUUCGUGGGCUCGAAUUGUGAAUGUCUAGAAUCGAUUCGACCUUGUGAGAUUUCGGUUUUGGACAACUUCAGCGGAGAAAUUAUUCCAAUCGAGGUCGCAGUUCACAGAGGGCAUAUCAGUUCCCAGAAAUACAAAGAAGUUCUGGUUGAAUUGCAAGAGUUUCCUGAAGCAUGGAAGAAGUUAGUCCUAAUUGACGAUUAUGGAGAACUCGUUUCACCGGAAGAUGCAUUGGAGUUCGGUUACAUAAACGAAGAGUUUUACUUUCAGCUGAGAGAAUCUUUCCCAGAUGGAUUUAAGCCUGCUAAACACAAUGAACUGAAAAUAAUAAAUCUACAAACAGAGCAAACAAUGUCACUCACUGAAGCUUUGAAAAAUGGUGACGUAACACCACUGAUGUACGACAAUCUAAUGCACGCGCUGCAAAGUAGUCCAGAAAAACUGACGAAAGCAAUGACAAUUCACCCUCGAAUGCCAAAUCUAAUGACUGCACAAGAUGCUGUUCAAAAAGGAUUCCUGACCAGUUCCAAGUUUGAUGAGUUGAAAUCAAAGUACCCAGGAAUUGCCAAGCCAGUAUUCAUUCCUACCCUUAAAGUGUACGACGUCCAAACUGACACGCAGUACUUUUUGAAAGAUCUGAUAAAACAAGACAAGCUCUCAGAAGAAGCUGUCGGCGCAGUUUUUGAGACAAUGGUCAGAAAACCAGAGGAGAUAACCAAAAACCUUCUUUAUAUUGAUGCUCAAAACCAAUUGAUUUCGCUAGCCGAAGCAACAAGUCGAAAUUUAAUCGAUGAAGAAAAAUGUGCCGAGUUGACUAAGAACAUACCCGAAUCCCUUGAACCUUGGUCGCUCCCAUCUGAAAUCAGGACAUUAGAUCCAAGUUGCAACCAGUUGAUACCUCUGGAGAUGGUGACGACUAGAGGACUCCUUAAUGUCGAAGAAUAUGCUAAAACAACAAAGCAGCUGGCGACAGAACCUGAACUGGUCGGGAAGCUAGUCGUGUUCAAUAAGGAUAAGCGAGACGCAAAGACUCUCGAAUUGGCAAUCCGAGAAGGUGAAGUUGAUCAAAGAACUCUUUCAAAACUAAAAGCAGACAAAUCAAACGUAAAAUUAAACAGACAGCCAACUGGAUUAUGUCUUUACAAUCCCGAUAACUUGACCGUUACACCAGCUGAAACGUCGCUGAAUGCCGGAGAAAUUAGCCAAGAAGUAUACGACCAACUUUAUGAAACGUUCCAAAAGAGCUCUGCAAAGAUCCCUGGACUGCUGAUUCUGAAAUCUGGAAACAUUUUAACGCCAUCCGAGGCAUUGAGUAAAAAUCUAAUUCAACCAUCGCAAGUACGAGCGUUGCAGCAAGAAUAUCCAGAAGCAUUUUCCCCGCAAAUUGCGUCCGGAAUCACUAUUCUGGAACCCAGCAGCAACAAAGCAAUGCCUCUAGAGUGUGCUUUGAACCUGGGAUUGAUAACUCCUGAAGAGUAUGUCAACGUUGCAAGCAAAGUAAAUGAAGAUCCUAAAUCGUAUUCAACGCGUUAUGUUUUCUUGGAUUUCGAAAGCAAGAAGGUUGAAAAACCACACGUGGCCAUAAUUUGUUCAACCUUCGACCCUGAAACGUACAUGAAAUCAAUUGAAGACUCAAAAGACAAACGAAGCGAAGAAAUUGAGCAGAUUGAAAAUAUGUCGAUGGCGUCAAAUUCAACUGCUGAUUUGAGCGACAUCCAAGAAACAGUAGUUUAUGAUCCAAGUACUAAACUGUUUAUAACACCGACCACCGCAGCUUCUAAAGGACUGAUUGAGGAUCCAAGCACCUUGGAAGGACCGGCUCAGAGCCAGACAUUUGGAGUAGCUGGCGUAAUCGAUCAGAAGACUAAAUCUAUAGUUCGACCUAGUGAAGCUGUGAAACGAGGACUGAUUACGUCAGAAAUGUGUGAGCAACUGUUCUCGAGUUCUGAAAGCUUGGCGAGUUCGGUUGGGUCAAGCACGAAGCCGAAAGUAGAAGAUAAACCGAAAAGGAAAGGGCCGAGUAAGGUUACAAUUGCAAAGCCAUUGGUAAAGAAACCAGAAAAAGGCGGAACGGCAGCGAAGGCUCCGUCGACGCAGGUUAACAUCCCGAAAAUACAGCAGAAGAAAUCGUCUCAGCAAUCAGUGGGAACAGCUGGCAGAAAACCAGCGGUUUCUGGUCAAAAAACGACGAAAGCUGAAAGUCCAACUUCGUCGAAACCGGUCACAAAGACGAAAGAGAGUGUCGUUACAACCAGUAAGAAAGCGGCUUCAAGAACAGAGCCUACAAAAGUGAAAGUCGCUAAAUCAUCACCUUCAACGACAAAAACAGUUGAAAAAUCGCCAAUCAAUGUCAAAUCGGCUAAGUUGACUUCUGCGACCUCCGGUGAACUGUUGAGCCCGGCCUCGUCGCUUCAGUCCAUCUCUUCGACAGACAUGAGGGAGACAGAAGCGGAGUAUGAACUGUGCAUGACUAUGGCCAUCGAGUAUGACCAGUGGCUCAAGAGUGUGGAGAGUAAAUUGGCAUUCAGUCUAUUUAACAAGGACAAAAUUGACUUGGAAGGUCUGAGUGCAGCGAACAAUACGCAGAAGCAACUGCACCACGCAAUCACAGACCACAAGAGAUCUCUGAAUGACGCAGUGAGUGACAUGCAGAUCCUGCUGGACAAACGGAGUCAGUAUCUCUCGCCGGAACAGGCCAGACACAUUCGGGACUCAAUCAGUCGUCUGUCAUCUGGAUUUGACUCGGUCUAUGAUGUGUCCAGUGCUAACUUGAACAAUGUGAAAAGCGAAAUUGAGAAGGAAAAACACAGACAGAAGGAGAAUGCCGAGCUGGACCUGGUACUAAGUGAUUGCGAGAGUAUGUUGAACGACACUGUUGUGUGGCUCAAUGCGCAGCAGAGGGAGCUAAGUCUGCUAAAGCCACUCAGUGGGGAAGUUGGAGACCUCAAGGUGUCCAAGGAGGCUCUUGAGAGAGUGGGGGCCAAAGUUGCCGCCAAGCAACGUGAUAUGGAGAAACGCGUCGCUACCGUUGGAGUCCUUGCGUCCCAAAGAAAGACCACCGGAGACUCCGACCAGAAACUUCUGGUGCUCCUGGAAUCUCUUCCGAAGAAACUUUCCGACUUCAAAGACCAAAUCGACAACCGAACAGAUUCUAUUAAUCAGUACAUGGAAGAAGCCGACCAGUUGAAAGAUGAUCUUGAACUAUUUUCUGAUUGGCUGAAUAAGUUCGAUGACGUUUCGGCCGUUCGAAGUGAGCAGUUGGAGGAAAUUGUGAAUCGAAACGACAUGUUGGACAAAAUUCACAACGAACUAAGUGACUAUGACAAAAACAUAAAAAAAUACAACCGAGACGUGCUGGCUGAAGAAAUGAAUAGCAUGAAAAAAGUGCACCAAGAAAGCCUGAAGAAACCACCAUCACCCAUUCACACUUCAUUCGAGACCAAAUAUCAACUAUUGAGUGUCAAAUACAAUGACUUGCUCAAGUUAUGCGAAGAAGCAGACAAAGAGCCCGAGAAGCUGAACAACCUCCUGGCCGAAUUCGACAAUUUAGCCGAAACUUUAGGCGCCAAACUUGAAGGUUCCGAGAAGACGUUCAAAUCACUGGUUCUGGAUCCUCCGGAAUCCCUGGAUGAUGCCCUGGACGAAAUGGAAGCUCAGAUUGAUGAUGUGUUGGCAAUGAGUGCAAGCUUGGAAGCGGUUGAAAAUCUCAGGGGAAAGUUUGAGGAGAUGAAACAAAAGGGCGUAAUUAACAGUGAAAAGGAUCUCGAAGAAUCAUAUGAAUUGCUGAAAACGAAGCAUGCCAAACUUCUGAACCGACUGAACAAAACAAUGGGAGAGACCAGGUCAUCGCAAUUGGCUCAAAAGACUCCAGAAGAGAGGGAAGCGUUUGUGUCUGAAAAAUUGGCUGGAGUCACUCAGUGUGUAUUGAGGUGCGAAAAGAUGCCGCCGAAUAAGAACGCUAUCGUGGAGUGUCUUCGACAAUUAAGGGAAGCACAAAAUGUGUUGCCUCAGAUGCAUCAAGCAAUCGCCUCUUGUGAUUUCUCCCGUGAAUUCAAGCAAGAGAAGAAAGAAGCGGUCGAGUCCCUUGAGUCGAAGUGUCAGAAAGCCGAAGCAGACAUAACUGGACUUCUGAAGAGGUGGAAUUCAGUUGAAAAUGAAAUAGAAGAAGUUAACUCGUGCUUAGCGGAGAAAAGUAAUGACUUGAACAAAGUGCCGAUGACCGAAGCUCAUUUCGAAAAAUUGCACAAAUUAUUGCAGUCUUCUUCACCAGAACUGCAAACUCAAGCUGACAAAAUUGAGGCUCUCGAUUCCAAGGUUAAGGAUGUCCUCUCAGACCCUCUCUUCAUCCAGGAAGAAACCAUUCAACCCAGUCUGAAAGAGAACUUGAACAAUUGUCAACAAUCUUACAACGACUUGUUGACUCUGCGCAACGAUAAGGCUUUGAAAUUGACAAAACUGGAGGAACUUCUGAAACAGUUUGAAAAGUCACAAAAAUCCUGUGAGCAGUUUCUGCACAGCAAGCGGAUGUUUUUGGGCUGUGGGGAGGUGCCCAGUAUCGAUCCUCAUUCACUGACAAAACUGAACGACGAGCUAGAACCCUGCAUGGAAGAACUAAGUUACUUCGAGCCCAAAGUUGAAGCAUUGAUGACAUGUAGCAGAGAGAUCAAUGACCUUUUGACCUCUGCUGAGAUAUCGAAGACUGGGACAGAAGGUACCGAGGACAAAAAGAGCAAAACCCCGUCACGUCAAGAAAUAGAGGUUCGUCAUGAGGCUGAGAAAUUCAGAUUGGAAGCAGACAACACCAAGCAGGAGUUUGAUCACGUGAAAGACCUUGCUUUGAAGAGAAAGGCAGUCAUUAAUGACCUUCUAAAACAGACAAACGAAUUCUUCCUGGAAAUGCGUUCGGUAACCCGCUGGCUCGAAGACAAGGAAAACAACAUGAGUCAUGCCGAACCCAUUUCUCUUAUGUCUUUGGAAACUAUCCAGUCUCAACUUACCAACCAGAAAAAGUUCUAUCAGUCUCUGAAUGACGGAUCAGAUGAUUCCAGUCAUCCGGUGUGCAGACUUAAACAGCUUCCGGCCAGACUGAGUGUGAUAAUGCAGAGUCUCCCACCAGAAUCCAAAGGAGCAAGUUUGGUCAGCAAAAAUGUGGACUCCUUGGUUGACAGAUACAACCACCUGGUGGAGAGAUCCCGUGAAAAACUAUCCCUUCUUCAGCUGGUUGACCAGCAGGUGGCCUCUUUCGAGGAGAUGCACGAAGAACUGCUGGGCUGGCUGCAGACCAAGGAGACAGCUAUCAACCAUCUGGGACUCAUCGGGGUCCAACAGGACCAACUCACACAGCUCAAACUACAGCUAAAGAUUCUGGAGGUGGACUUUUCGACGAAGCAAGUGAGAUUGGAUCAGUUCGUGCAGCUGGCUCAGACCAUGCAGCUUCACCUGAGUGCGCCAAUUAGAUCCAAGUCGACAGUGAAACAGAAGAUGACACUCGUCACGCAGACUUGGCAGGAUCUACAAAACAGAAUCAAAGACAGGAUGGUGUUGGCUGAAUCAGCCCUGAGGGAGAGUUCGAAGCUGAACGACUCACUCUCCGACGUGAAGAAGUGGCUGAAUGCGACGAAUGAGAAGAUGAAGGCAAUGCCUAUUCUCCACUUGGAUGUGAAAUCGAUCAACACACAGCUGGAGCAGAUACAGAGAAUUCAAUCCGAACUGGAAGAGAAGAAGAUGAAGUUGAACGAAGCCAAUGACGCGUACUUGCUACUGACCGAUAUGAGUGAGAGCAGAAGACAGAAGAAGAAAUUAGCCGAACUAAUUGAGAACAUCUCAGUGCCAUUCUAUGACCUGGCCGAGGCUCUGGAAUUAAGAAACGAGAAACUAAAUCGUUCACUCGUCACAAUGACCGAGUUCUCAUCCUCGCUUGCCGAAACAGUCGCGUGGCUGAAUCAAUGGAGUCAAAACCAACCCAAGUCAGUUCAGCUUUCAGCUGACUUUGAAACUCUCAAAUCAGAAGUGCUAUCACACGAACAACGAUUCCGAAACUUCGUGGCCAAAGAAGAAGUCGUUACCCAGUUGUCGCGAGCGGGUGACGAGAUCGUCUCAACAGAUGGAACCCUCAAUACGGACUCUUCGAUGGUGUUACAAAGUGAACUGGCUCAGCUGAAAUCUCUCUGGCAGGAAAAUAUGGGACUAGUGACUGUCCAGAGGGAGAAAAUAGAGCGCGUGACGUCAUCAGCCAGUGCGGUGGAUCAGACUGUGAAGACGUUGAGUCAGUGGCUUGCUGAGAUGGAGGUCAAGAAAGCGCAAAUUGAGCUGGGUCAUCUGGACUCGUACUCAAUUGAGACUUACAUUCAGAGCUUGAAGGUGUUUAACAAGCAGCUUGACUCGCACCUUCAAGAGAAAGAAACCCUGAUUGACGACUUGGUUCCCGAACUGCUACGAAAUGCCGACAAAGACUACGAACUUAUCGACUCGAAAGUCGACCAAUUAAAACAACGGUGGGAAGAUUUGAAGCAAUCAGUCGAAGACCAAGCCGUGAUUGGCGAAGACUUGCUGAAGAAACUAGCCAAUCACAAUGAGACAAUAAUGCAAGUGUACAACGAUUUGGCAUUCGUGAAAGAAUCAGCGGAAUCAAUGCGAAAGAAGGAAACAGGAGAGGUGCAACUCAAAGUCUUGACCAAUCUGCAAACUAACUGCUCAGAAAUGAAAGAAAAACUUGAGGAGCUAAAACACGCUUUUGACGAUUGUGCGAUUCCCGAAAGUUGUAAGCAAGAUGGAUUAGUUCAAGACGUAGAAAAACUGCAGACAGAUGUGAACAAAUUGAACGAAGAAAUUGAUGAACGGUUGAAACUUUACGUAGUUGGAUCUGAAACAACAAAAGUAAUCAACAAGAAACUUGAAGAUUUGGGAAUUUUGCUCAAUGCCGCGCAAGAUGAGCUGAACGCAGUUUCUGGAAAUGUCGGAGCUAGCAUACUUGUCUGUGAAUCAAUUGAAUCUAAGUUCGAUGAAAUUGGUGGAAAUAUCAGUCACUGCAACUCUGAUUUGAGUAUCAUUAUGGGCGAAAUUGACUCCGCUAAGAGUAAAAAUUAUCCAAUCAGCGAGUUAGUUUUGACACAGCAUGUGACUUAUCUUUCAGCUGAAUUUGAAAAUCUGGAAUCAGAGUUAAGUGAAGCUAGAUUGAGGAAUAAAAAUGCGAUGAAGACUUUUGAGAGUCUGAAGAGUAAUGUAGGGAAGGUCGAAGAGUGUUGUGGAGCUAGUGAGAAGGCUUUGGAGGCGAUCAAACAUCCGCAAAGUGUGAAGGAAGCCCGAGAUUCUGCCAUUGCUCUAGAUGAGAACAAAAUGACCAACUUGGACACCCUGGCCAACACUGUGUGCAGUGUAUCAUCGGAUGGAGUGCGACUCCUGAUGAGGGAGGACAGCAGACGCACAAUGACGUCAUCGAUGGGAGACAGGACUAAUUCUAGUGACCAGCUGGUGGCGGAGAUGGUGGAGAAUGCCAUACAGUCGGCUAAUUCGGCGCUGUUCAAGCAAAUGGACUCUCGACUUGAAACUGCAGCUGUAUUCUUCGCCCAGCCGGAAGAGUACAUCCCAGAGGGUGUGAAGUGUCUCUCGGAGGCCAUUGCACAGCACGAGGAACUGAGGACAGACGUUAACCUCAUGUUUGCCGCACCAAAACUGCACACUUGUGUAGCUGACACUAUACAGAUGCAAGAAGAACUGCUGAACAGGUUCCAAAUUGCGCUCGACGAGGCUGAACAGAAAGUGACCCAAUUCCCGGAACUGGGAGAGUCAGCGAAUUUCGAGGAACUGAAACAUGUGUUGGAAAAUGCAAGGGAGAAUCUAUCAGCCAAUAAAAUUAUGUACAACGAGAAUGCAGCUCAGAUUAAGGAGUUCUUCGAUACUCUGAACCCCUUAAGAGACUGGCUGAACCUGAAGAUGAAGGAAAUCGACUCGAUCAGUAGACAUGGAAGCAUAGAUCCAGAAACCAUCCAGAGGCAGAUGCAACAAAUGGAGCAAAUCAGUCUCUCAAUCGAGAAACAAGUUCCACAAAUCGAACACAUCAUCGAACUUGGAUCCCAACUUACUGGGGAUUCGAAAGACACUGUCUUUUCUGAAGUGUACUAUGCAUGUGUGGACAUGCGCGAGAGCCUGGGUGACCUUGAAAACGCAAUCCAGACCACAUGUGAGGGCCUUGAACGGACCCUGGAUGACCUGAGUGAGUUUGAGGCUGAAAAUGAUGAGUUGAUCGAGUGGUUGACAGCGGCGGAGCAGAGAAUCCAAGCGGAAGGAAACGUGUUGAUUGUGCCUGACGAUAUUCAAAUUCAAGUUGCACGCAAUAGAGUCAUCGACCGAGAAAUCAAGAACCACGCACAACAAGUAGACGGGUUGAUAGAACUAGGUGAAAACUUACUGAAAAACAGCGGCGAGUCGGGGCACAAAAUUGCCCUUCAAAGACGACUAGAUUCAGUUGACCAGCUGUUCGAAAAUGUCUCUGAACUGAGUUCAGAUCGCAUUAGGAAGCUCUCGGCUGCCCUCCCAUUGGCUACUGACUUCGGCGAGACUCAUCGGAACUUAGCCGAGUGGUUCGACACCAUGGAAGCCGAGUUGUCGAGUAAACUAAGUGGCAGCUGGGACCAACUGUUGGUCAAACAUGAUGAACGAAUGAAACAACUCUCGCAGAGAAAGUCGCAGCUUGAUAUCAUAAACGACUGCGGUCCUAAAUUGGUAGCGUUAACGAGUGGCGACGAAUCGCGAAUUGUGGAAAGUUCGAUUCACGACAACAAUAACAGAUUCAGAGAGAUAGAAAUUGGACUGAAAGAAAGAGGUGCCCAGCUUGAGAAGUCGUUAAACGAAACGAGCGAGUUCAAAGCUCAGGUCAAUGAGCUGUUCGCAUGGGUGGAAGCAAAUAUGAAAGCAAUCGAAGCAAUCCAACCUGUAAGCAUUGACAAAACGAAUGUCAAGCAGUGCAAGAAACAAGAUGAUGUCCUUCGGAAACUCUUCGAAAGUUUACCUGAAAAAGAAAUUUUACGAGACGAACUGGUGAAACGAAGUGACGAUUUGGCAAAACGAACCAAAGACCGAAGUGCACGACACGAAUUGCUAGAUUUGAUGCGAUCGCUUAAGUCGAACUUCUCAAAUUUGGCAUCAAACGGAGAAUCUUUGAGACAGUUUUUGGCUCAAUCGGAUCCGCUCGUUGAAGAAAUCCAUGAUGUUGCGAGCCCGCUUUCUGAUUGGCUGGACGAAGUUGAACCAACUAUUCUAUCCGAAAUGACCAAUCAGAACUUCGCAAGUUUGAGUGAAGAAGACUUGAAAGAAGAGCAAAAUAAAUGCUUGGAGUUCCAGGAACUGAUCCAGUCUUACAGAGUUUCUGUGUCUAAAAUACAGAAGAAUGUUUCUAUGGUGCAAGCACUGUAUAAACCGAUUGAAGGUUCGCUGACCAAUAAAGAUGCAGCCGAGAACCAGUCGGUGGCAGAGCUGAACAGAUACGUUAUGUCCCUGGUAGAAAGGUACAACUCACUUGGAGCGAAUGUGGAAGAUAGAGCACAACAGCUGUACUUUGACAUCCAGGAAUCACUACAGCAUCGUGAGGCGAUUGAAGCAAUUGCCGAAUACCUUUCGGGAGCUUACGAGAGUCUUAUCGCACCAGAAUCAAUCAGUUCAGACCCGAAGAAAUUGAAAGAGCAAAUCAAAAGUAUGGGCACCCUCCGAAAAGAAGUAGACGGUAAAGAAGUCGAAAUCGAGAAAGUCCGAGUGAAUGCUGAACAACUUCUGAAAACAAAUCCGAAUGACAUAAUCGGCAAAGAUUUGAUGCAAAUGGUCAAAGAAGCGAACGAUUCGCAUGCUCAAGUCAAGGAUUUAAUCUCCUCGCGAGAAGUAAUGCUUGAAAGUGCGUACGAGACGUGCAGUAAGUUCUGGCGCGAACUAAAACGUGUGAAUAGAUCUGUAAAAGAGCAAAUUGAGUCCUUAGACACAAGUGUGAAGACUGACCCACCAGGUGUGAAGAAACAUUAUAUCACACAGCAACAAGCGUUCCUUCAGGCCAUUAGAGAAGAAAUGGAGGGGUUAGGAGAUGAAGUGGAAUGGGCUCAGAACGAGGGCGCUCAGUCGGUAUUGGGAUCGGUAGCCGAAGUUGAAAAGGCGCUCGUGUUCCGAGUUGUGGAAGAGAUGCAAAACAACUGGGAUACUUUGAAUGCGAUGUUCAACGACAGAGAACAAUCGCUUGCUGCAGCUUUGGCAAAUAGCGAGCAAUUUACUAGAUCUAGUCAGGAGCUGAAACGAUGGCUUGGAAAGACUGAAAAAUCACUGAGCCAAAUGCCAAAGAACUUCGACUCUGCAUUCAAAGCACAACACGCUAAAACUGACUUGCGAAAACUGAAACAUGAAUUAGGACCUAAACAAGUAGAACUAGACGCCUUUAUUACCAAAGGGUCCAAAAUGAAAGCGGAUUCGACCCCUACUUACCAAGAUGAAAACGACGAACUCUCGGGUCUGAGGCCGAUCAAUGACCCGGCGACUCAUUUUAUCGAUUCAGAAAUAGACGAAGUUCAGUCGAGAUGGGAGAAUGUGUGCAUGUCUAUCAUGGAAAGACAGCAGGAAGUUGACGAAGCUUUAUUGAGAUCUGGAAAUGACGAUUCCACGCUUCAUGAAGUUCAGCUGUGGCUAGACAAGGCGGAGCAGGAGGCAUCAUCAAUGAAGCCUGUUGCUGGAGACAUGGCCUCAAUUGAAGUGGAGAUAGCCAAACUGAAGAUGCUCCAGAAUGACCUCCACUCUUACCAGUCUAGACUGGACAUUCUGGUUAGAGGGAGUAGGAACAGUGGGAAGGAGUACAAUGUUGAGGAGAUGAACCAGAUGAAGAUGAGGAUGAAUAAGAUCAGCACUGCUGCUUUCAAGAGGCAAAAUGAGUUGGAAACUGCAAAACGACAGGCGGUACGUUUCCAAAACUCCAUCAACAAACUAUCUGAGUGGCUGCAAUCGAAGGAACCCUACGUCAUGACAUCCAAACCCCUCGGUGGAUUCCCUAAGACCAUCACAGCCAACUUGAAGAUCGUGAACAACCUCCUCUCCGAAUUCCGGGAAAAAGAGGGCAGUAUAUUGAAACCUGUGAGGCAAGAGGCGACUCAGAUGUUGAGCAUUUGUAAGGGGGAUGCGGAGUGUGAGGCUGCGAUUAAACAGGCGAUGAAGGCAGUGGAGGAUAAGUGGUCAAAUGCACAUACGAAAGCUAUUAAUAGAAAGGCGGCUCUAGAAGAUGUCUUGCAGCGGUCCAAACAGUUCGAGGAACAACUGAACUCCCUAAUCCAGUGGCUGACUGAGGCCAACAGCAAGGCAUCUACAAACAAGGACGUCAGUGUACUCGUGGAGGGAGUCAACAGACAGAUCGAACAGCUCAAGCCUCUGUUGGAAGAAGUGGAACAAAAGAGACAAGCUGUGAAUGAGUUGGAGAAGAAUUCGUUCGAGCACAAGAGCAACAGUGAGAAGCAGGAGAUGGCCAUAAUCAAGAACCUAGUCAUAGACAUCAAACACAGAUAUGACCAAGUGGCCAAGAAAGUGAGAGACCAGUCUAAGAGACUGGAUGACGGAGCCAAGAGAGCCAAACAGUAUCAUGGUCAAUGGAAGAAAUUAUACGACUAUCUAUGUGAGGAAGACGCUAAGAUGAAGACAGACGACCUUGCUUUGACUACCAACGUAGCACUGCUGAAACAAGAUCUAGCCAAACACAAGGAGGUGCAGAAGGGCAUCCAGCAGAAGCAGCACCAGGUCGAAACUAUUCUGAAAGCAGGCAAGACAUUGAAGGAGAAGUGCAGGCCAUUUCCCAACGACACGGAGUCCCUGAACAAGAUGAUGAAAGACCUCAGGACCAAGUGGGAGAGCGCCACCACCAGGGCUGCUAGCAGACAGCACCACUUGGAGAGUGCCCUGGUGAGGUGUGGCCAGCUCAAAGAUGCCCUGGGGGUACUGAAGGAGUGGCUGCUGGCGCAGGAGGGUUCUCUUGACCCCAAGGCACCUCUACCCAUAGACACGGAUUCCAUCAAUCAUACCAUACAACACAAUAAGGCCCUAAUGCGUGAACUGUCCACCCGCCAAAAGAGCAUCGACAGUCUGGUUCGCAGUGCAACUGAGCAAGGAGACGACACUCUGAAGGAGCAGUUGGCAGAGCUGGUCGCCCACUGGAAGACAGUGAACCAGCUGGCAGCUCAGAGGAAAGAUAGACUAGAGCAGUUGCUUGCAGAGGCCAAAAUGCUAGAUGAAGGAUUCAAAGAAAUGUACAUGUGGAUGGGAGAAGCGGAACAACGUGUGCGUUUCCACGGACCGCUUCCGGACGAAGUGGAGAAACUAGACCAGAUGCUGCUGGAACACACUGAGUUCUCAUCUCUGAUGAACCAGGAGCAGUCCUACUACCUGGACGGCGUGGUUAAGAAGGGAGAAGAUAUGAUCAAGAGGAGUGCUCUGUUGAUUCAGCCCAAUGGAGGUGCUCUGAACACAAUUGCGGCCGCUAGUAACCAGAAAAUGAGACGGGAGAUACAAGCAGUAACUGACAAGUGGUCGGAAGUGAGUGGUUUGAUGGGAUUGAAGACUGACCAGCUGAAUGGGGCUCUGAAUGCUGCCAGACAGUCGGAACUGCUGCUGGAAGACAUGGUGGCAUGGAUGUCUCGCACAGAAGACACCCUCGCCCAUGCAUCACAACACCCAAUUCCGAAUGAUUUGGACGCAAUCGAAGGUCUUCUAACUGAGCACGAGGAACUAGAAGAUGAGAUGACCAACCGGCAACUGGACAUGGAUCGACUUCUAUCUGGACCCAACUUUUCCCUCAACACCACAACCCAGAGAUCCCGGGGCCACCAGAGAGGAGCGGGCACGGGGGCGGCUAGCAGGGCUUCGUCUACUGAUACGAACCCACUGUCGGCUAUUCCGGACGGGAUUGCGAGCAAGAUGGUGGACAAGAAGGGAAGGAAGACUAAGAUUCCGAUCAAAGCGGGAUACAAGAAUUCAGCAACGGACAAAGCGAGAAGCACUAGAUCACCAAGCGUGAACUCCUCCUCCCCCGACCGCAGUGGCCAGGCCAGUCCCAGAAGUGGAAGCCACUCCGGCAUCGGACCCUCACGCGCUAUUGGAGGCGGCACCGGCACUACUCUCCGCCAAGCAGACAGUCGGGACUCCCUGGUCAGCGGAACGAGUAGUGUGGGUACUGGCAGUAGACACGGAGGCAGUAGGGGUGAAUGGAGUUCGAACCCCAGGGUGCUUCAGGCGAAGAGGAAAUAUCAGAGAUUAUGGCUGCAGGCUAUGGAGAGGAAAAGAAAAUUGAACGCUGUCAAGGAACAGAUACUCGAGGAAACGGCGCUGGAGAACUUCAGCUUCGAGGAGUGGAGACGGAACUACAUGAAGUGGAUGCAGCACAAGAAGAGCAGAGUGAUCGACUUCUUCCGCAAACAGGACACUGACUGCGACGGCAAAGUGACCAAGCAACAGUUCAUAGACGGCAUCAUUAAGUCAGCCAGAGGAACAGAAGAGGGGUCCACUAGUUAUCAACGAGGAUUCACAACGAACCGGACUGAAAUGAAUGCUGUCGCAGACAUAUUUGAUAGUGACCAGGACGGCUACAUAGACUAUCAGGAGUUCAUGUCCGCUUUGAGACCAGACAGGGUCAGGGCGGGUCAAGGGUCAAGUGCCCUCGGAGGUCCAGGGAGGAAGGUGUCCCGAGGGGGAAGUAGUGACGAGGAGAAGAUCAUGACGGAGUUGAAGAGACAGAUAUCACAUUGCACUUGUUGCAAACAGUUUAUGGUCAUACAAGUUGGAGACGGAAAGUACAGGUUUGGAGAGUCGCAGCGCAUGCGGCUGGUGCGAGUGUUGAGGGCAACAGUAAUGGUGCGAGUAGGCGGGGGGUGGCAAGCACUCGAGGAGUUCCUUGUCAAAAACGACCCUUGCAGAGACUGCAGAUCUCAGCGCCGGAGGACUAAAACCUCCGUAGGGGGCUUGCCAAAUGGGGGCUACUCUUUCAACUCACUAUGUAGCACCCCCUCAGCCACUGCUAUUUGCGACUCAUGUCCUAGCGACAAAGCAAGGGCAUGUUGCCAGACAUUACUUAGUUCGGCCUCGUAUCCUUCUUCGGCUCUCUGUCCGAGUUGUAAACCACUUGAUAAUGUCGACGCUGGAAAUCCGAAUAGUAUUCCAGCUACUAAAGCCACGGCUGCGAACAUCCCAUCUCCCAAAUAUGUCAUAGUAAUUCAGGACUCAGCGCCUGGGCGCAUUAGCUUAGAGGUCAAAGACCAGCAGCAUUUUUUUGGCGACGGGACUGCAACUAAUUUGAACUCGAAGCAAAUGCCCACCAAACUACAAUCCAAUAACAAAGCUUCGAACCCAAUUUUAUUCAAAAAACCAUCUAAUGACUCUCUAUGGACGUUCAAAUCACGCAACCAAACAUCAGCAAGAGAUAGACAAAAAGACAUUUUGACAACUGUUCAACAACAACAUCAAGGGGAGCUCAAAAGGGUGAAAGAGUUGCCCAAUGAACCGUACAUUACAGAAGAUCAGCACAAAUCGUCGUCACAAAGUGCUCCAAGAAGUCCACGCACACCUAGGAUUUCUACUGGCAACACCGGAAUCCCAGCUCCAUCGACCCGAAUUGUGGAUACCCAAAAACAGACAUUUGUAUCCACAGAUAUGAGCUCGCCACACUCGGGCAGGACUAGUGGAGUCACUAACGUGCGAACUAUUACGUCACAACUCAGAACUGUUCACACCCCUCACCAGCAUCAAUGCCAUGCACAACCAUCAGCAACGUCACGAGGUGUUACGUCAUCCAUGGUUACAUCACCUACUCCUACGACACCGCCGAGUAGUAAAAAGGCAGAAAAUGGUGCAAAAAAUACGGCAUCUUCCAGAAUACCACUACCACAAACUAAAAAACUGUAGAAAAAUACUUUUGAAUGUUUGCGCGGAUAACUGUCUUCGAAUUAUCGCAAUAUUCAUAAGCAUCAAUUUCAACGAGCUUUCCAUUUGCAUCAAAAACCAAUGCACAAUUUUGUUAAGGUUCUAGAUGCUAUCAAUGUUCUUCGUUUUCUUUUCUAUUACUUUAGCUUUGGUUCAUGAAAGGACAUGACCAUUAAUUCCUAUUCUUUGAUUCUAUCACCUUUUCUGUGCUGGCUAGAAAUUUAUCAAUUUAGAAAUGCUACAAUAUUUUGAAAAUCAACUUUUUUAUAAUUCGUGUAAAAUUGAAUGAAUGAAUGCUGUAUUUGAAUGUUUAGAAACUAGUUUAUAUUAGCAAUUAAUGCACAGCAAAUCUUGCUCUCACGUGAGUUGGGAAUUUUUAACUAACAGAGUAAAUUAUCGAUUCAUUUUUGUAUCCUUUGAGAAUUUGCUUUGAUUUGCAAUUUAAAUUUAAACUAUCGA
Molecule: messenger RNA, 21689 nt
Organism: Symsagittifera roscoffensis
Lineage: Eukaryota; Metazoa; Xenacoelomorpha; Acoela; Convolutidae
Product: microtubule-actin cross-linking factor 1-like
Exons: 48
Coding region: 138-21212 (7024 amino acids)
Biological process (GO): wound healing; intermediate filament cytoskeleton organization
Cellular component (GO): cytoplasm; cytoskeleton; membrane
Molecular function (GO): microtubule binding; calcium ion binding; structural molecule activity
Source: RefSeq, a predicted model, not a curated record